AGGCGGGGCCGGGGACCGGCCCUCGGGGCCGGCGCCAGCGGGCUGCUGAGGUGGCUGUCGCCCGCUCGGAGCCGCGGCUUCCCGGGUCGAGCCCCCGAUGGAGGCCGAGGGCGCGGACGGCGCCCCUGGCGGGGCGGAGGCAGCGCUCAGCUGCUUCUCCUUCAACCAGGAUUGCACGUCCCUCGCUGUCGGAACCAAGGCCGGCUACAAGCUGUUUUCCCUGAGCUCCGUGGAACAGCUGGACCACGUCCACGGAAGCAAUGACACCCCCGACGUGUACAUCGUGGAGCGCCUCUUCUCCAGCAGCCUGGUGGUGGUGGUGAGCCACGCGAAGCCGCGCCAGAUGAACGUGUACCACUUCAAGAAGGGCACGGAGAUCUGCAACUACAGCUACUCCGGCAACAUCCUGUCCAUCAGGCUGAACCGGCAGAGGCUGCUGGUCUGCCUGGAGGAGUCCAUUUACAUUCACAACAUCAAGGACAUGAAGCUUCUGAAAACCAUCCUGGAUAUUCCCGCAAACCCGACAGGUCUGUGCGCGCUCUCCAUCAACCAUUCCAAUUCCUACGUGGCCUAUCCCGGGAGCCUGACCACAGGCGAGAUUGUGCUCUACGAUGGACACUCCCUGAAGGCUGUCUGCACCAUCGCUGCCCACGAGGGCACGCUGGCCGCCAUCGCCUUCAACUCUUCGGGCUCCAGGCUGGCCAGCGCCUCCGAGAAGGGCACGGUCAUCCGGGUGUUCUCCGUUCCCGACGGGCAGAAGCUCUACGAGUUCCGGAGAGGGGUGAAAAGGUACGUGACCAUCAGCUCCCUGGCUUUCAGCAUGGACUCGCAAUUCCUCUGCGCCUCCAGCAACACGGAGACCGUGCACAUCUUCAAGCUAGAGCAUCUUGCCAACAGCCGACCCGAGGAGCCCUCGACCUGGACCGGCUACGUGGGGAAGAUGUUCCUGGCUGCAUCCAACUACCUCCCCACCCAGGUGUCCGACAUGAUGAACCAGGACAGGGCCUUCGCCACCGGGCGUCUGGGCUUCUCCGGCCACAGGAACAUCUGCACCCUCGCCACGAUCCAGAAGCUGCCGCGGCUCCUGGUCGCGUCGUCCAGUGGGCACCUUUAUGUCUACAACCUGGACCCUCAGGACGGAGGAGACUGUGUCCUAAUCAAGACCCACAGCUUGCUGGGCUCAGGAACCAGCGAGGAGAAUAAAGAAAACGACCUCAGACCGCCCUUACCUCAGUCUUACGCCGCGACGGUAGCCAGGCCGAGUGCGUCCGCAGCCUCCACCGUCCCAGGUUACUCCGAGGACGGCGGGGCGCUCCGCGGCGAGGUCAUUCCCGAACACGAGUUUGCCACGGGACCGGUGUGCCUGGACGACGAGAACGAGUUCCCUCCUAUCACCUCGUGCCGUGGAGAUCAGCAGGACAAGGCUGCGCCGUCCUGACGGGCAGCAGGACCGCCCCGUCAGGAGGUUCUGGAGCAAACGAGGAAGGUGGACGAAAGGCAGGCGGCUGAGUGAGCAGCACGGGGGUCAGAACCCCCGGGGACGCGGUUCUCCCCGGGCGAGCUCCUCUCAGCUGGCAGGCGCCGGGGCCGGCGUGCACCCACGUCCUGCCCUGGAAAGCGUGUCCCAGCCGCGGCGUCCGCGUGAACAAACCGUAUCCAUCGACAACCCGAAUUUUACAUUAACAAGGGCAUCCUUUUGAACAUGUAUGCUGUGUAUAAAAUGUACCUAUAGGAACACCUCUCGGAACUGUAUUCCUUGUAUGUGACUCAGAGAGGCUGUUGUGGCCAGGCAAAAGAUGUUUGCAGUGAUCAGAAUAAAUCAUUUAUGACCUUUCAGUCCCAUUUAGGACACUAAUAAUAAAAUCAUGGCAAUACA
Molecule: messenger RNA, 1876 nt
Organism: Cervus elaphus (red deer)
Lineage: Eukaryota; Metazoa; Chordata; Mammalia; Artiodactyla; Cervidae
Gene: WIPI1
Product: WD repeat domain, phosphoinositide interacting 1
Exons: 13
Coding region: 98-1438 (446 amino acids)
Biological process (GO): autophagy of mitochondrion; nucleophagy; protein localization to phagophore assembly site
Cellular component (GO): cytosol; phagophore assembly site membrane; extrinsic component of membrane
Molecular function (GO): protein binding; phosphatidylinositol-3,5-bisphosphate binding; phosphatidylinositol-3-phosphate binding
Source: RefSeq, a predicted model, not a curated record